UUUUUCACAUUUUCCUCUUAAAGAAUUGACAGAUAAAAUGCUAUAUAAAAUAUAUUUAUUCAACAGGUUUGUGAAAAAAAAAUUCGCUAUCAAAAAACAACCUAUAAAAUACAAAUGUAAAAAAUAUAUUUUGCAGCACAUCAGCGAGUUGUGCUAUUGAAUAGUUAAUCUUUUUGGCUUGAGUGUGUUGACACGUAAGCCCUGUGAGCCAAACUCCACACUCAAAAGGAUUUUCCAGGCGUGUGCGUCCAGAAACGGCAGCAGUGCGUCAAUAUGUUGAACAUCAGCGAGCUGCUUCUGUGUCCUCUCACCUAUAACCGUUCCGAUCAUCUCCUCCAGCCUCUCUGGAACCAUCUGCUUGUUCACCACCGGCAUCUCAUCUCAUCUCCUCUAUUCCCGGUCCUGCUCGCUUUUUCCAGCUACGUCAUUUUCAGCACACCUUUUGCAGUUAUGGACCUGCUGGGAGAAAGAGUGUCUUUGUUUCACAAGUUCAAGAUCCAGCCAGGAAAGCGUCCCACGCUCAGAAUGAUGGCGAGGAGUUUCCGGAUGAGUCUUUUUAACCACGUUUUCUUUGUCCUGCCGAGUGUGGUGAUCAGCAUGUUCAUCUUACCUCUGCCAGCGUUGCCUCAGGAAGCUCCGGCGCUCCGCGAGGUUUUUGUGGACGGCUUGGCUCUUCUUCUCCUCUUUGACACCCAGUACUACAUAUGGCACGUUGUACACCACAAACACGUGCAGUUGUACCACUACAUCCACGCCAUUCACCAUGAAUACUCCGCUCCCUUCUCCUGGUCCACCGAGCAGCUCAGCAUCCCAGAAUUGAUGACGGUAGGACUCUGGAGCAACCAGGACCCCAUUCUGCUUAAGUGUCACCCUCUCACCACUUGGUGCAUCACGGUGCUUAGUAUCUGGAUGUCUGUGGAGGAUCACAUUGGCUAUGACCUACCAUGGGGCCUCAAUCGCCUUGUGCCCUUCGAUUUGUUGGGAGGAGCGCCUGCUCAUGACAUGCACCAUCAGAGACCAAACAGAAAUUACGCUCCCUUUUUUAGCCACUGGGACAGAAUUUUUGGGACUGCUGUCCCACUCAGGAAAAAACGAUGACAUGUAAAUAUGUUGUGUUGUACAGUAUAAGCAUUCGUGGGUUUUACUACACAUAUACAGUGUGUGUGUGUGUGUGUGUGUGUGUGUGUGUGUGUGUAUAAAAUUAAAUAGAAUGCAGUGAAUAUUAAUCAGUGCAUUAUGAUUAUUUCAUUGCAGCAAUUUCUGGUGGGUGCAAUUUGGUCACCAGGUGGGGCAGGAUAAUAGUUAUGCAGACAAUGUAGCAUUCCACUCGACCACUGCUAGUGACUCAAUAAUAUUAGUCAUCUUUUUGGGGAGGAUAAAGAAUGCUUGUGAGUAUUGUUAUAUCGCAGCAUUUGUGGUCUAAUCUAAUAUAG
Hippocampus comes (tiger tail seahorse) is the source of this 1433-nucleotide messenger RNA. It is a transcript of the gene ch25hl1.1, whose product is annotated as cholesterol 25-hydroxylase like 1, tandem duplicate 1. Gene Ontology annotation, biological process: lipid biosynthetic process. NCBI's taxonomy places the organism in Eukaryota, Metazoa, Chordata, Actinopteri, Syngnathiformes, Syngnathidae. The coding region runs from base 274 to 1098 and encodes 274 amino acids. The transcript has a single exon. Gene Ontology annotation, molecular function: iron ion binding; oxidoreductase activity. The record is from RefSeq and is a predicted model, not a curated record.